AUGGCAGCAUUGUGGAUUUUGUUCUGUCUUAUUUUUAUACCACAGUGGGGGGUGUGCUCUUCAACGUUAGAAAAAGCAAAUGUGCCAGUUAGCUACAAAACAUUGAAUUUCAAUCUUGAAACUGCAAGCAAGUCAAGCUACACAACAUUUGUGUCAUCUUUGCGGGAUAAACUGAAGGGCACUAAAGAGUACUAUGGCAUACCAAUGUUGCCUGAGCCUUCCAAGGCUAAAGAUCCAGAGCAGCGCUUUCUAUUAGUUGGGCUGAAUGUUACAAAGGAGAAAUCUAUCACGCUUGCACUAGAUGUCAACAAUGUAUAUGUGGUGGGUUAUCUUGAUGCUUAUCAAGAUAGAUAUCGAGCUCAUGUCUUUUCCGAUGCUUCUGAGGUUGCAAAGGAUUCUCUUUGGAAAGAUGCAAAAGAACGCUUACUUAUUAAGUACCCAAGUAGCUAUGGAGGAAUAGAAGGGAAAGAUAAUCCUCGACAAAAAGUUGAACUAGGGAUUGAAAAGCUAAAAUAUGCCAUCCUUUCUGUCUUUGGGAAGCAACAGAUCAAGGAGAAUCUUGAGGCCAAACUUCUUCUACUUUCAGUCCAGAUGGUGUCGGAGGCCACACGGUUCAAAUAUAUUGAGAAAAUGAUACUCAAUAGUAUUGAACGAAAGGGAACAUACAAAUCUUUUUUCCCUAAUCCCUUAGUGAUUAGCUUGGAGAACGGUUGGCAAGACCUCUCUAAAGGUGUUCGAAACUCCAAUAAAGGAGUCAUUUCUCCAGCAGUUCAAUUAAUAGAUCCCAACAAUAAACCCUUCAAAGUUGACAAAGUGCAAGCUGUAGCUCCCUACUUGAGCCUUAUGAAUUAUGAAGUCAAAAAACCAAUCGUGUCGGAUCAGCCAUCUCAAAAUAAGGAAAUAGCAAUUGACACCAUCAUAUGA
Messenger RNA from Dovyalis caffra, 924 nucleotides. NCBI's taxonomy places the organism in Eukaryota, Viridiplantae, Streptophyta, Magnoliopsida, Malpighiales, Salicaceae. The record is from the annotation of a GenBank genome assembly.